Molecule: messenger RNA, 6240 nt
Organism: Portunus trituberculatus (swimming crab)
Lineage: Eukaryota; Metazoa; Arthropoda; Malacostraca; Decapoda; Portunidae
Gene: Mic26-27
Product: microtubule-associated protein futsch-like
Biological process (GO): cristae formation
Cellular component (GO): MICOS complex
Source: RefSeq, a predicted model, not a curated record
AACAUUUGGGGUCAGCUGGGACAUGGCGGCACUUAGGCUGGUGAGGAGGUGGGGCAUCCCGCUGGCCACGGCUACCAGUGCCCCCCUACUGGUGCCAGUGGUGAGGGCCGAGGCAGGGGAUGCCAAGGAGGAGGCUCCAGCACCACCACCGCCGCCAACCUCUCGUAUGGUGCGGCCCUCCGACCUUCCCAUUUAUGAGGAGCCGGAGGAGGUGCUAAACUUUGAGUACCAUGGGCGGGAGAGAACAACACUGGAGGAGGGGGUGGGAGUGGUGCGCCAGCAGGUGGAGGGAGUGCUGGCGGCCACACGCUCAACCAGGGAACGUGCUGUCCACAUCUACGAGACAGGGAAGGCUCACUCCAUGGCUGCUCUGGACAUUCUGGACACAAUUCGAGACUCCACAGCGACGGUUGACUAUUUAGCAGACGAGGAGAACACUUUGCCUCGCGUUGGUGCCAUCACUGUCGGUGGUCUGGCUGGCUGGUGCUGGGGGCUCGGACGUGGCGGCCUCUUCAAGAAGAUUCUGUACACUUCUACUGGUGUUAUCACUGCGGCCUCCCUGUGCUACCCACGCCACGCCUACACCAUCUCGCAGCAGCUGUACGGUGGUGCCAAAACCUACGGAGCCAUUGGAUAUAACUUUGUUGCUGGAGUGAAGCCACAGUCCAAGGCACCACCACCACCACCACCAGCUGAAGAGACCCCCAAGGAGGCAGAGAAGGAAGAGGAUGCCAGUGCCAGUGCCGGUGACAGUGCUGACACUCCCAAACCUGAGGGUGGCGAGGUAAGGAGUGCCGUGGUCCUAUCCCUCCCCCCCGGCAAGACCCUGGUUGACACUCUAGCAGAGCAGGCCAGCGAUGUAACUGUCUGGGGCUUUAGACUAACAGACGACACCACCGCACCACCCAAGCCAGCGGUGCCAGAGGGCUUUGGUACCAUUGGCACUGGCCAGGUGGCGACGGCAGUGGUGGCAGGGCAGGACGAGGCACAGGCACCACGGGAGGUGGUGGAGAAGGUGAAGGAAGGAGCUGCAAUAGUGGAGGAGAAACUGCCUGAGGUGGAGAAGAAGGUGGAGGAGGCCCUGGGUGUGGUGGAGAGGGUGGAUAGUGCAGCAGCGGCGGCGGCCGAGGUAUUCCCUGGUGUGCCCGAGGCAGUAGUGGAGCAGGUGGAGACUCUGGUGGAGGAGACGCAGGCUGUGGUGGAGAGCGUCACCACUGCGGUCAGCCAGGUGGAGAAAGUAGCAGAGGAGAUGAAGCAGGAGGCACACAAGGUGGAGGAGGAGGCAGCUCAGUUGGUGGAGAGUGAGGAGAAGAGGAAGGAGGUGGCAGAAGAGGUGGUGGAGAUAGUAGAACAAGUGGUGAAUAAACAAGCAGAUGAGACUCCAGGAUCCACUCCGGCUGUGGAGGAAGCAAGAACAGAGGUGGAUGCCAGCCCUGCAGCAGCCCCUGCCCCUCUACCGGCACCCACCAAGGACAGGGAGGGACUCUUUGACAAGCUGGUGAACUUCCUGGCCAAGAAUCGCAAGGACAGUGCCAAGCAAGGGGAGGCUCCUCAAGUGCCAGCAGAGAUGCCAGACAGUGCCAAGCAGAUAGAGGGAAGAGUGGCUGCUGCUGAAGAGAAACUGAGUGAGGUGGAGCAGGUGGUGGAGGUGGUGGAGGAAGGCAUGGCUGCCGUGGCAGAAAAAGUGAAGGAGGUGGAGAAGGCAGCCUCCAGUGUAGCAGUGAAGGUGUUGAGCCCUGUGUUGGGGAAGGAGGAGGUGGAGGAGGCCCUGGGUGUGGUGGAGAGGGUGGGUGGUGCGGCAUUGGCGGCGGCUGAGGUGUUCCCUGGUGUGCCAGAGGCGACGGUGGAGCGGAUGGAGGCCACAGUGGAGGAGACACAGGCUGUGGUGGAGAGCGUCACCACCACAGCCAGCCAGGCGGUGGAAGAACAAGCAGACACUCCACCUGAGGCAGCGGCGGUGGUGGCGGUGGAGGUGGAGGGUGGCAGGCGGGGACACAGCAUAGAGAGGGAGGGACUCUUUGACAAGCUGGUGACCUUCCUGUCCCGGCCCAGCAAGGACGCCAGGGACAGCGCCGCCCAGGAGAAGACUGACCCUGAAGUUGACAGUGGAGUGCCACAGACUCCCCUGCUGGUGGAAGAGAAGCCCACAAGUGGCACUGGAGACGACACACUGACAGAGGAGGCCGUGGAGGUUGUGAAGGAGGUGGUGGAGGCAACAAGUGUGGUGGAAGAGGUAGUGGAGGUAGUAAAGGAAGGAGCUGCUGCUGUUGGAGAGAAAUUAGUUGAAGUAGAAGAGCAGUUGGUGGAGGUGGUGGAGAAGGGAGUGGCUGCUGUUGGAGAGAAAUUAGUUGAAGUGGAGGAGCAGUGGUGUGGUGGAGGUGCUGAGCCCUGUGUUGGGGAAGGAGGAGGCAUUAGAAGUGGUGGAGAAGUGGAAGAGGCAGUGGAGGCUGCUGCUGUGGUGGUGGAGGAGGCUGCUAGUCUAGUGGAGAAGGUGGUGGAGGAGACACAGGCAGCGGUGGAGAGUGUGAAUGAGACAGCCAGCGAGGUGGAGGGAGUGGUGGAGCAGGUGACACAGGUGGUGGAGGGGAAGGAGGGGCUGUUUGACAAGCUGGUGAACCUGUUGUCCAAGCCAGGCCAGGAUGACACUCAGAGUGGCAAAGCUGUGGAAGGCACCCCUGGGAUGCCAGACAGUGCCAAGGAGGUGGAGGCUGCUCCUCAGGUUGUAGAUGAAGCAGUGCAGAGCAGCAAGGUGGAGGGAGUGGUGGAGGUGGUGAAGGAAGACAUACAGAAGGUGGAGGAGGAAGCAACACAAGUGGUGGAGAGUAAGGAGGUGGAUCUUUCUGUGGUCAAGAAACAGCCAGGUGUGGAAGAUCAAGUGGAGAGCACUCCAGCAGCUACUCCAGAGGGUCAGGCAGAAGUGGAGGCCAUCCCUGCAACACCUGUGGUGUCCCCAUUGGAGGAGAGGGAGGGACUGUUUGACAAGCUGGUGAGUCUGUUCUCCAAGGACGCUGGACAGGAGAAGGCUGCUCCUCCACCUGUCACUGAAGCAACACACACCACCGGGGAAGUGGAGGCUGCACCACAAGCUGCAGCUGAAAUGCCAGACACUGCCAGGGAGCUGCAGGAGACACAAGUGGAUACUGCUCCACCAACAGAAGCAGAUGCUGUUCCACCAAUGCCUGUGCAGGAGGCACCAGCAGAGGUGGAUGCUGCCUCACCACCAGCUGUGCAAGAGGCACCAGCAGCAGCAGAGGAAGCCACCAGCCCUGCUACUGCACCUCUUGUGCCUCAGGCAGAGGAGAGCGAGGGACUGUUUGACAAACUGAUCAGCUUCCUGUCCAAGGACAGCAAGGAUGCCUCAGCUGCUGAAGUGCCAGACAGUGCCAAGCAAGUAGAGGCUGCUGGUGAAAGUACAAGUGAAGUGCCAGACAGUGCCAAGCAAGUGGAGGCUGCUGGUGAAGUAACAGAGAGUGCCAAGGAGGACCUGAGUGGUGGUGAGGGUGAGGAUGAGUUUGUCAUCGUGUCCUCCAUGGGCGAGGCAAGCGACGUCAUGGACGUGUUGAAACCCGACAGUGUUCUGGACAAACUCAGACCCACUGAACCACAUCUGGAAAGCACACCUGCUAAAGCAGAAGUUACACCUGCCACAACUGAAGCCAGCAGGACAGGUGAUGAGAAGGAGCAGGUGGCAGCGAUGCCAGUGGUGGAGGUGGAGACAAAGGCCCCAGAAGUCCGGGUGACGGAGGAGGAAGGUUUGUUUGACAAGUUGGUUAGGUUAUUUACAAAGGAUGAGGAGAGGCCUGCAUCUAGCAGUGCCACAGUGCCAUCCCCAGACUCUGCCGGUGGUGGUGGUGUUAGUACAGAGCCAGUGCCGGGGGAGGGAGGGGAGGCGGCUCUCCCUGCAGCACCGGGGGACGUGGACACAGCACAGCACCAGGAUGUCCUAGAGGUGGCUGAGCAUGCAGCACCAAUCCCAGAUGUGUUAACAGUUCCCUCAGACACAACACAGGUUCCUGACGCCCCACCACCACCUCAACACACAACACCAGCUCCUGCCGUCCCAGUUGGCACCGCAGGCACUGAGCCAGAGGAGACUGAAGGCACUCUUCUGGAGGAGCCAACGCCCGAGUCCCCGGCACCACCGCCCAUCAAGAAGGUGGCCCUGCUUGACAAGCUUUCCAGUCUCUUCCAGAAGGAGGAACCCCAUCCUCUGACACCCCCACAGCUGCCACACAGGAACCCCCCAGCAGGCGAGAGGAGGACACGUCUGGUGCAGCAGUGCAGGAGGCAAGCCCUGCUGCUGCUGGGGAUAGUGCUACACCACCACCUGAGGCAAGGCAGUGGUGGUGGUGAGGAGGCAGCAGACAGUGUUGCUGCAUCAGGAGGGAAGGAAGAGGAGGAGGCUGCCUUGCCUGCAGCAGAGGACACAGCAGCAGCACAGCCCCAGGUGUCUGCCCCUCAGGUACAGUCUUCCUCUGUGGUGGGUGCUGUUGAGGUUUCAGGUGAGGCUGCCAAGGAUGAGACUGCAGCCAUACCCAGCAUGCCCCAGGGAGUCCAGGGCCAGGCAGAGUCCAGGGAAGCUAGCACACAGACACAGAGCAUAGUGCCAGUGACGGCGACACAGCCCGCCACAGACACAGACAGUGCCGCAGUGAGCCGGGUGGCAGAUGGCCCUGUGAGCAUCACCAGCGAGGAGGACACCUUCAUUGUGAGGGCCAGUCCCAACAGGCCAAGCCAGACAGAGGUGCAGGGUGACCACGGCCGGCCCGGAAGCAGGGCGGGGGCGGCGGUGCAGCCUCGAUGGUCUGCGACUGAGGCCGUGGUGGUGGAGGAAGGGAAGGACACCAUUGUACAGCUGACACCCCCAGGACCAGAGAAGGAUUAUGGUCAGAGCAGCCCGGAAGACUCUGACAUGUAUACCACCAGAGGAUAAAGGACACUGAUUUGCUUGACUUAAUGCUAGACUCAGAAAUGUCCAGUUAAUGUCAAACCAGUGUCCAGCCAAGACUUCAGUGCCUCCAGUGGGUUCACAAUGCUUUGGUUAUGUGACACGGCUGCUGUUUUCAAAGAUACUGGUUUAAAUAGUGUGUUAAAAGAUGCCAUUGUUUUUAUUUCUGCAUUUUUAAAAGAUACUGAAGGCUGAAAUGUUAUGUACUUGUCUUGGCUACAGUUUUGAAAGAUGCCGAGUUAAAUAUUGUUAGCUUGUCUAUUUGCAAAGGUUCUGAUAUGCAUAGUGAGAAAGGAGGCUGAAAUAUCAUAACUGUCUCAUUGCCUACAGUUUUGAAAGGUUCUGAGAGCUAAAUACUGUUAGCUUUUAUCUGUAUUUGGAAAGGUUCUGAUAGGCUUAGUGAGGAAGAAAAGGCUGAAAUGUCAUAAUUGUUUCAUUGCCUACAAUUUUGAAAGGUAUAGAUUUAAAUAAAGAAUGUUGAGAAAUGCCAUAACUUAGGGAAGAGAAGGCUCAAAUAUCGCAAUGGUCUCUUCUCUUGUAGUUGAAAAGAUCAUUUAAGUUUGACUGCAUUUAAAUAUAACUAUCAGCUGUCUCUUCUAUUUCUCUUGUUAAAAGUUUGACUCCAUUCAAAUAUAACUAUCAACUGUCUCUUCUAUUUGUACUGUUAAAAGUACAGAAAUGAUUAGGAAGCUGAUGGAUGAAUAUAACAGAAUGAAGUUGUUACACUGUGAGAAGGUAGAUUGAAAGGAGAGUAAAAUAAGAAAACAUGAUGAUAGAUGUUGUGAAGGUUUUGAUGUGUUUCUGGGAAUGUUCCGAGUCUUCCUUCAUGUACCGUCAAUUUUUUCCCUUCAGUGGUUUGUCGUGUACCAGAAAAGACAGACAAAUGUUAUAAGGUUUUAAAAUUUUCAAGGUAAAUUUUGUAGUAAUGCAGAAAAUGUAGAAAAAAUUACCAUAGCCUUAUUAAGAAAACGAGGGAUUUGUAUCUCGGCCUAAUUAUCCUUUUAAUUUUAUAAUUUUUAUGUGAAUGGUUGAUUGUUUAUUUGAUUUUUUUUUUUUUUUUCCAUACUUUUUUUGAUUGACUGAUUAUUUUUUUUUUAUUUUUUUCUCCCACAGUACAAGUUUCUCGUUACUGUGAGGUGUAAAUAGCCGAGGGUUUAUCAGGUGUUAUGGUUCAGAAAUUGGUGGUGAUAUACUUUGGCUAUGGUUAGUGAGGAUCUGAAGGCAAGCAAGUGUUUCCAUCAGCCAGGCCAUUGUAUGUAUUGAGAUGCUGUACAUAUACUUGUUUAUAGUAA